AUGAGCUUUGGUAAUGAUGCGAGAACUAGGUGGAAAGAAUUAGUGGAACUAAAAGCUUAUUGUGAUUUCUAUGCUGCUCAAGUCCUUGAUGGCAAGAGGAAUGGAGGAUUUUUGAGAAGGGAAGGGGUUGAUGCAGUGAUUAAGCAAUUGGGUGAAUUGGGAAAAGUGGUGACUCACAUACAGUUUAAAAACAAAUGGGAUCAUCUGAGAAAACAGUGGAAGGCUUGGAAGGAGUGUUUUGAGCGUGAGACUGGGUUGGGUUAUGAUUCUGUAACUGGGAAACUUGAGGCCAGCACGGUUGCAAUGGGAAAAAAUGCAUUCUGCAUGAGUAAUGAAAUACCAAAGGAAAGCAUCGAAGGGUCUGGGGACUUUGCUAAUAGCAAAGAAUUUGUUGACCUCCAAUGUCAACCCUCUGCGAAUGUUGACCCAAUGGAGGUUAAAGGCCCAUCAUCGUCAAGGGCAGGACCGGCAGUGAAUAAAAGAAAAGGCUUGAACAUCUCAGAUGUUAUUGUUAAAAGUAGAAGUGUAAGUACUCAUACAUCAUUUGCUUCCACAGCAACUACUGAGGUUCAAGCAAUUUUGGACAUGGUGUUGAGUCUUCCUGGGGUGCAAUCGGGUGAUCGCCUUCAUCUAUUCAGCACUUGCUUCUUCAUGGGAAACCCAGAGGGUAGGAUCAUGUUUGCAGCACUUGUUCAUCAAAAGGAGGUCUAG
Molecule: messenger RNA, 711 nt
Organism: Quercus robur (English oak)
Lineage: Eukaryota; Viridiplantae; Streptophyta; Magnoliopsida; Fagales; Fagaceae
Exons: 3
Coding region: 1-711 (236 amino acids)
Source: RefSeq, a predicted model, not a curated record